Molecule: messenger RNA, 3419 nt
Organism: Malaclemys terrapin pileata
Lineage: Eukaryota; Metazoa; Chordata; Testudines; Emydidae
Gene: CHMP4C
Product: charged multivesicular body protein 4C
Exons: 5
Coding region: 147-809 (220 amino acids)
Biological process (GO): late endosome to vacuole transport via multivesicular body sorting pathway; vesicle budding from membrane
Cellular component (GO): ESCRT III complex; multivesicular body; cytoplasmic side of plasma membrane
Source: RefSeq, a predicted model, not a curated record
CCCCGCCUCCCUGCCCAGCAGCUUCCGCCUCCUCCCAGCGCUGCUCAGGCCGGUCAGUCGGGAAAUGCCCGGGCCGCUGGCGGCUCGCUGAGCGACCCCCAGGGGCUGCAGCGCCGAGCCCGGACCGCCACUGCCCCCGCGCCGCCAUGAGUAAGCUCGGCAAGCUGUUCAAGGGCGGCGGCCCCGGGCGCGCCAAGGGGCGCGCGGGCCCCACGCCGCAGGAGGCCUUAGCCCGGCUGCGGGAGACCGAGGAGAUGCUCACCAAGAAGCAGGAGUAUCUGGAGACCAGGAUCCAGAGGGAGCUGGCCGCGGCCAAGCAGCACGGCACCAGGAAUAAGCGAGCUGCAUUGCAAGCCCUGAAGAGAAAAAAGAGGUAUGAGAAACAGUUGAGCCAAAUUGAUGGGACGCUCUCCACCAUUGAGUUCCAGCGGGAAGCGUUGGAAAAUUCCCACACCAACACAGAAGUGUUCAAGAAUAUGGGCUAUGCUGCACAAGCAAUGAAAAAAGUGCAUGAAAAUAUGGACCUAGACAAAAUUGAUUCUCUGAUGGACGAUAUCACUGAACAGCAAGCAGUUGCCCAGGAGAUCUCAGAAGCUAUUUCAAACCGAGUUGGGUUUGGUGAUGAGUUUGAUGAGGAUGAGUUGAUGGCGGAACUGGAGGAAUUGGAGCAAGAAGAACUGAAUAAGAAAAUGACGGAUGUCAGAUUGCCAAGUGUCCCAUCCACAUCGCUGCCUUCCCGCCCUGCAUCCUCCAGGAAGAAAGUGGAAGAUGAAGAUGAUAUGAAGCAGCUGGCGGCUUGGGCUUCGUAACAUCAGACUGCAGUGUUUAGAACAACAGGUUUCUUACAACACACAUGUAAAGAGUUGCAAUAACGUUUUGUAUGCUUAACAAGUCAGACCCAAUUUGAUCACUUGUUUUACUUUUGGUAGGGCCAAAUGAUCUUAAAAAAUAAUAAUAAUAAUUACUUAACUUCAAUACUAUUUUUAAAUGUUUUGUUUUUUUAAAAGAGAUUUUCAGGACUUGGCCAAUCUUGUAUCAUUUUUACAGUGAAAAAUUCAGAUGGAAUUUUUAUUAAAAAAUAACUUUUACUGGGUGGAGCCUUACUACAGAGUAUUUUUGUGAGAGACUAAGGCCCUAUGUACACACAUGACCAAAUUCACUGCUGGAGUGAAUGUUUGAAAUGUAGUAACGUCAUAAAGGCUUACAAGCAGUCAGUUUGGUUCAGAGUAUUUGAAAGCUACCAUAAGCUGCUCUGAGCACAUGGACCUAAUGGGGCUGCAUAUGGACACAGAGAUCACCCACCCAGAGCAUCUUGCAGUAUCAGGGUGCCAAAUUGUAAGCUCCUUGGGGCAGAAUCUUCUAUGGAAGGCUUUGGGAUUUUCUGUGUUAUCUGCCCCCCCCCCUCGUAAAUCACCAUAUACACCUAUAUAAUUAGUUAUAAUCAAGGUUUAAAAUCAGUUCAGGCUCAUUCAGUGAAAAUAGUUUGGCUCUCAAGUGUGACUAGGGGAAAACCAGAGUGUAGAAUUAGUUUUAAUCUAGGUCCCUACCAAUUUAAAACUGAUUCCGCUAAUUCUGUUAAAGACCGAGAGGAGUUGUGGCCUAACUACUGCUUAUAUGCCUCCCAACUUAACUUUUCCAGGAUGAGUCUUAACUUCAUAUUACAGAUUGUUAAAAGAAGUCCUAGUGGGACUUGUAAUGCUGUAAUUUCAAAAUAACAUUGGUUUCCAAGCAUUCAGUUCCUGUACUGAGACUUGAAUGGAAAUUGUAUUGAAGUGUUAAUGUUUGAAGUUUCUUAACUUCUUUUUUUCACUUCUUGGAAUGUGAGUGAUUUAUUUGUGAUGUUCAUGUACAGUAUUGCACAACUGAUUAUUUUUAGUCUAAAGUGCUGAAGUACUGUGUAUGCAGAGAAAUCAGAACAAGCAAAAUUAAACGUGCUUUUCUGUCAAAGUGAAUUUUGAUGUUAUCUGAGACCUUCUGACUUAGUAACCCACUGCCAUCCGUAGUGAAAUGGUGAAACACUUACAUUGGGGGUUUUUCUAGAGUACUGGAAAUCAAAGUAGUACUGAUCUGGGUUUCUAGUUUUAAAAAUUAUAAUUGAUAAUCAGGCCAGCCAGGAAACAGUGGACAACGGGGGUUCUUUAUCCUUGUAGCAACAGCAGAUUAACCACUUAAGACUCUGUGCUAAGCACUUUGGCCUCACACCAGCAAAUGACUUCAGUCACCAUUCUUCUGUACUUAAUGUUAAGCAUGUGCUUAGGUGUGUGUUACUGAAUAAAGGCCAGAGUGCUCAACAUCUUGCUGGGUUGAGCCCUGUUAAUGGAAUGGAGUGGAUUCUGAAAUAAGACUGGCUGGAUUCUCCUCUUUCUUACACUAGUACAGAACUAUUGUAACUUUAUUCACUUCACUGCAGUUACUUUUGGUCUAUGUAGGUAUGAAUGGAGAAUCAGGUUGUGUACUAGGCUAAGCAGCUAAGAGACCUGUUAGGCCUAGUCUCGGCUAAAGGGAAAAGUCAAUCUAAGCUAUGCAAUUUGAGUUACGUGAAUAGCAUAAUUCAAAUCGACGUAGCUUAGAUCUACUUACUGCAGGGUCCAUGCUACGCAAUAUCAGCGAGAGAUGCUCUCCCGUCGACUCCCCUUACUCUUAUCGAUCAGGUGGAGUACAGGAGUCAACGGGAGAGCGACUGGUGGACUGCCGAUGCAUUGAUUGCCACAGCGUCUAUCCUCCGGUAAGUGUAGACAAGCCCUUAGAGAAAACCAGGUGCAUGUGCAACUCUGUUCCAGAGCUAGGAGGCACCAGAAUGGAUCUCUUUCUGGAGCAAGAAAAAGAAAGCUGGAACUUCGUAGGUCUCUAUUUUAAAACAGUGUAUUUUAAAUUUAAAAUACAUUAUGGAAACUAAUACAGUAACAGUGUCAUUCAAUUAUAUUGCCUUCUAAAAUGCAAGACAAGAUACUGACGAGAAGCUGCUGGGACUAAGGUGUUUAUUAAAAUAUCGAAUCUUCUGCAUUAUUCAGAUCUGUCUUCUAUGCGUUUGAGAGUCACAUUUUCAAGAUUAAGCAAACUUAUAUAUGUCAAUGUACCUAAGUUAUGGUUAAAUUGGGUAACAGUGAUGGACUACUCAGACACAUAACUGGCCAUGUGCUUGCACAGAUCUGAUCACUGUGCACACCUCUGGCAUUUCUAUACAUAAGUUAGGCAGUGCCAAUAUGUUUACAUGCUUAGUUUGGAAAGACUGGCCCAUAACAUCUGUUUUUUCCUCAAGUUAGUAGUUUUCCAAUACUUAGCACAUAACCUAUUCAAAGUGCUUGACUAACACUAAUUAAAUACAAUGUACAUUUGAUUGUACCUUUUAGAAGUAACCAGAGAUAUUUGUAUUGCUAUUUAAUUUCUCUUGAAAAUAAAGACAUGGUCCCUGCUGGAAA